AUGGAUGAUGUCAGAUGCUCAGGUAGUGAGAGGUCUCUGACAAGCUGCUCAUACAACAGCAACCAUAACUGUGGACAUAGUGAAGAUGCAGGGGUCAGCUGCCUUCCAGCCAGUGGCCAGAUCAGGCUGGUGGGUGGCUCUCAUCAGUGUGAAGGUAGAGUGGAGGUGUAUCACUCUUCACAGUGGGGAACUGUGUGUGAUGAUGACUGGGGCAUGGAUGAUGCUGCAGUGGUGUGCAGACAGUUGGGGUGUGGCAGUGCAAUCAGUGCCCCAGGAGAAGCCUCUUAUGGUCAGGGGAGCGGGAAGAUUGUGAUGGAUGAUGUCAGAUGCUCAGGUACUGAGUGUUCUCUGACAAGCUGCUCAUACAACAGCAACCUUAACUGUGGACAUGGUGAAGAUGCAGGGGUCAGAUGUCAAGGUCAAAAUAUCAGGUUGGUGGGUGGCUCUAAUCGGUGUCAAGGUAGAGUGGAGGUGUAUCUCUCUGGGCAGUGGGGAACUGUGUGUGAUGAUGACUGGGACAUAAAUGAUGCUGCAGUGGUGUGCAGACAGCUGGGGUGUGGCAGUGCAAUCAGUGCCCCAGAAAAAGCCUUUUAUGGUGAGGGGAGCGGAGCGAUUUGGAUGGAUGAUGUCAGCUGUUCAGGUACUGAGAGGUCUCUGACAAGCUGCACAUACAAAAGCAGCCAUGACUGUACCCAUAGUGAAGAUGCAGGGGUCAGCUGCCUUCCAGCCAGUGGCCAGAUCAGGCUGGUGGGUGGCUCUAAUCGGUGUGAAGGUAGAGUGGAGGUGUAUCUCUCUGGGCAGUGGGGAACUGUGUGUGAUGAUAGCUGGGGCAUGGAUGAUGCUGCAGUGGUGUGCAGACAGCUGGGGUGUGGCAGUGCAAUCAGUGCCCCAGGAGGAGCCUAUUAUGGUGAGGGGAGCGGAGCGAUUUUGAUGGAUGAAGUCAGCUGCUCAGGUACUGAGUGUUCUCUGACAAGCUGCUCAUACAAUAGCAUCCAUAACUGUGGACAUAGUGAAGAUGCAGGGGUCAGCUGUAACCUUCAACCGAUCACCAUGCAGAUGCAGCUCUCUCGCACCUCGUCCAACUCAGCAGUCUCACCAGGAGAGACGGUUCUACUAAAAUGUCAAAGCAGUAGAAUCUGUAAUACAAACAACAUCCAUUUAUACAGAAAUGGAGCCUCCAUAAAUACAAAGUCUACCACCGGACAGAACUAUGUGACCUUCAGUAUUAAUAUUGGGAGUUCUUCUGACCAGGGCAGCUACACAUGUGCCAUCCCAUCAUUUUCCUCCACACACAGUAAUUCCAUAACCAUCACCGUAGUGAAUCUGCCAACUCCCAGUCUGUCACUGGAGUCUGGUGCAUCUCUGAUCUGGGGUCAGUCUGUCCAGAUGAGCUGCUCCAUCUCCACUCAGCACCUGGGUGGGACGUUCACCCUGCAGCAGCGCUCUGGCUCAUUCAGAGACACAAAGAGAUCCUCGAUACGCUCUGCCAUCUUCUCCAUUCCUCAGGUGGACUUCAUCCAUGAUGGAGCCUACUACUGCCAGUAUCAAACACAGGUGUCUGGAAGAGACUUCACAUCCCGUCAGAGUAGUACUGUCAGCGUAACAGUGAAUCUGCCGACUCCCAGUCUGUCACUGGAGUCUGGUGCAUCUCUGAUCUGGGGUCAGUCAGUCCAGAUGAGCUGCUCCAUCUCCGCACAGCACCUGGGUGGGACGUUCACCCUGCAGCUGCGCUCUGGCUCAUUCAGAGACACAAAGAGCACCUCGACACGCUCUGCCACCUUCUCCAUUCCUCAGGUGGACUUCAUCCAUGAAGGAGCCUACUACUGCCAGUAUCAAACACGAGUGUCUGGACGAGACUUCACUUCCCCUUUGAGUAAUAUCGUCAAAAUUACUGUGGCAGUGUCUCUGGUGCAGCCCAACAUCUCUGUAGUUGCCCCAGAUGGAGGGCUGUUCUGGGGGCCUCAGGGGCCAGAGGUGACCAGGGGCCACAGCCUCUCCAUCCUCUGCUCUACUGAAGCCCAGUACCCAGGAGGCUCCUUCCACCUCCUCUCGGACGCCUCCAACAGCACCAGGACUCAGAGCGCCCUCAACCACUCAGCCUCCUUCUACAUCCCUGAGAUAGAGCACUCCCACCAGGGCAACUACAGCUGUGUCUACCAGGUCACAGUGUCCAGCCGCACCUUCAACUCAACACAGUCCGAACCACUAACACUCACUGUCAGAGCAUCCCUGGUCCCCAUCAUUGCCUCUGGACUAGUCUGUGGGUUAUUCUUCCUCAUUGUGAUCCCUGCUGUCAUCUACCUGGCUAUGAGGAAGCGUGGAACCAAUGAGGACAGCCUGCCCAUGGCAACUAUUGCUCCCUCUGUAUCUGGCACUGUAAACACCUACGAUGGCAGGCCAGAUGCCACACCUGCAGAUGACAACAUCUACAUGAACACAGUGGAGCUUGCUGACAGCGGCCAUCAAUGCGGAGGAGGUGCAGAAAAUGAUUCGGAUGAUGACUAUGAAAACGUGGACAACUUAAAGAAUACUUCAACUGGUAUAGACAAUGACUAUGAAGAGGAUGACAUCUAUCAAAACUACUGAGAGCUUGGCGGGAUCUUUGUAUUUGGUUAUUUACUGUAUGUUUAUGUUGUGUUGAGUACUGGGUCUCUACACUAUGAGUAUAGUGUACUUCAACCACUCGUACAUUUGAGUUAGAGUAGGUUUAGGAUUAUGAUGAUGUUGUAGGGUUCAGACUUGUACGAAAUUCUGAAUUGAAAUUCACAGUAAUGCCAUAAUAUGAACACUAGGUGGUAGUGUACUAUGUACUCUCAAUGGGUGGUGCAGAUUAAAUAAAAAAAAAAUCAAGGUAAUGACAAAAUGGGAAGACUAGAUGGUGCUGUAUAUUUAUCAGUAUGUGUCUAUUCCCGGCACCUGUUGGGCUGCUUCCACCACCACCUAGUGUUCGUAUUAUGCCAUUACUUUGGAUUUCAAUUCAGAAUUUCGUACAAGCCUGGUAGGGUUAAGAUGAGGGUUUGGCACGCAAGUUACUUUUUGAAAUAUUGUUUUAGAAGCUUAAACGCCUUUAUUGACAGGACAGUGUGAGAUGGUGACAGGAAGCGACUGGGAGAGAGAGAUGGGGGUGGGUCGGAAAAUGACCUUGUCCGGAAUCGAACCCGGCUC
Molecule: messenger RNA, 3165 nt
Organism: Engraulis encrasicolus (European anchovy)
Lineage: Eukaryota; Metazoa; Chordata; Actinopteri; Clupeiformes; Engraulidae
Exons: 11
Coding region: 1-2586 (861 amino acids)
Cellular component (GO): membrane
Source: RefSeq, a predicted model, not a curated record